AUGAGGGUGAUCUGCAUAUCAAAUGCUUCUCGCGUCUCAUUGAGACUCUCGACGCUACAGCGUGCUCGUCUGCAUAUGGGACGUGCCACUGGCUCUGCCACCGCAGACUUCAUUCGACGCUCUCCCUUUAAUGCUAGCGCAUGUCCAAAGCUUCGUAUAAGCCCGUCAGGAACCGAUGCGCACUGGGUCCAUGUUGGCAAGAGAGGGAUUGGGAGCCCCGACCUUUGGGCUAAAGACAUGCCUCGCAUUGACAAUAUCAAGACGCUCAUGUCUUCGUGCACAAGCAACUUCAUACAGACCGCUGUGAAUCCGCUAAGGACCACGGAAUUGGGUGAAAAGAAGGUCAACGUGGAAGCUCUGGUACUGAAGGAGGCCAUUGAAGAUCUAGAAAUCUCUCGUGAAUGUUUUGUAGUGUCUACAAUGAUUGGUAGCAAUGUGGUGGACUCGACCAAUCCGGAGACAAAUGAAAGAUUGACCAGAAAAUAUGUGGAGAAGGGGUUGGAAAUUACGAUGAAGGAGCUGGAUGUCGAGACAGUGGACCAUGUCGUCUGUCAGAUCCCGGACGAAUUGGCUGUGCUGCCAGAAAAGCAGAGGGAGUUGAUGGAGAAAUUAAGAGCUACGUGUGAUGUAUUGGAAACGUUGUGCAAUCAAGGAAAAGUGCAGAGUUACGGCUUUUCGUUGCCAAGUUUCGAUGUGUCGAGUAAACCACUGGAACAGUUAGUGGAGAAGACGUUUACGCCGUUGUCGGAACAGUUUGGACGAUUCGCUUCACUGCAGCUUCCCCAGCAUGUAGGUAGCGCGAUUAUUCCGCUGCCGGAAUGUGUGAUGCAAUUCCGCGAGGAACGUGAGAUGCUUCUUAUUGGUGACCGACCAAUUGAAGCGAUGCUGUCGAGCGGCAACCCUUUCCAUCUUAAGACGUACAACAUCAUCCCUGGUGAGGAUGUGGCGUUGCCACUGAAGUCGGCGUUUAACCUGAGUAUUGCUAUAGAGAAAAAGUACAUGGAGAAGAUUCGGCCAGCGAAUGAGCAUCUUGAUUUGCCACCGGUAGAUGAUGUGGCGUGGGCGCACAUUCUGGCCAACCAGCACAGCCAAUUUGACAAUCUUCAGGUCUGGCUGUAUGUCCGUGAGACACAAAUCUUCCCUCGCUUGAACGCAACCAUUAAGCGAUUCAACAAGCACAAGGAGACCGAGGAGCUGGGAUUCGCUUACUCGAUGGCCUUGAACCAACUGCUGAAAUGUUUUACUAGAUCGGUCGAGCUGGUAGACGCUGAUCGCUCCACAAGACUCAUGACUGCGUGGAAGGAAGAAGAUGGGUUGCUUCCGUCGGACAAGAUCACUACUGAAGAAGUGGCAGUGAUAGCAGCUCUUAGCUCCGGCAUGGACAUCACUUUACUUGAAGAGCAGCUCCCCGCUUCGUCCUCGCUUCCUUUCACCCACAAAUUCUCCUCGAACCAGUUGCAAAAGAUUGCGAUGCUAGCGGAGCCACACCUUACCGUUGAAUAA
Peronospora farinosa is the source of this 1503-nucleotide messenger RNA. Lineage: Eukaryota; Oomycota; Peronosporomycetes; Peronosporales; Peronosporaceae. The record is from the annotation of a GenBank genome assembly.